Molecule: messenger RNA, 1120 nt
Organism: Triticum aestivum (bread wheat)
Lineage: Eukaryota; Viridiplantae; Streptophyta; Magnoliopsida; Poales; Poaceae
Product: spidroin-1
Exons: 1
Coding region: 118-813 (231 amino acids)
Molecular function (GO): metal ion binding
Source: RefSeq, a predicted model, not a curated record
CGCUCCUCGUUUCGCCACACUUCCAUCCACUCCCCUGCUUCCUCAUUAGCUCAAGUUUCUUUCAGCUCCCCCUAUUGUGCCUGUGUGUGUGUGAGAGAGAGACAGAGUAGCCUUGCCAUGGGGAAGAAGCAGAGCGGCAACGGCGGCGUGGAGAAGGUGGCGGCAAGGGAGUUCUCGCUCAAGGUGGCGAUGCACUGCCGGUGCCACGGGUGCACGGACAAGCUGCGCGCGGCGGUGCGGGACCUCACGCUGGCGCCGGGGGUCGAGGCGGUGGACCAGGCCGCGGCCGAGGCCACGGGCGAGGUGCGCGUGCUGGCCACGGCCGACCCCGAGCGGCUCCGCAAGGGCCUCCGCAAGGCCACCGGCAAGAAGGUGGACCUCGUCUUCCCGCCCGCCAAGGAGCGCAGGAAGGGGGAGGGGGAGGACGCCCGGGCCGCCGACGCCGCCGCCGUCCAGGCCCUGCUCGCCGACCUGCAGCUGCACCACCAGUACGGGGGCCAGGCGGCGGCGCGUCACCAGUACGGGGGCCAGGGCGCCGCGGCCGCCGCGUGGGCGGCCAGCCAGCAGCACCAGCAGCAGCUGCUCGGCCUCGGGGGCGGGUGGAACGGCGGCGGUGCUGCCGGGGGCUACGGCGCGGCGUACCCGUGGCAGCCCUCCUCUGCGGCCUCCUACUACCCGGCUGCGCCCGCCGCUGGUGCUGGUUGGGGCGCGUACGGCGGCUACGGGUACGCUCCUCAGGCGCAGGCUCCGGCCCAGGGCCACGGCGGCUACUACCGCGCCAGCUCGCCGGCGUGGCACGGCCAGGGCUACUGAUCGGUCGACAGUGUGUGACCGCUCGACGUGGGAUCAUACCGGAGCAGCAGAUGACGAUGGCAUACACUCCAUAUGCGUACUCCUUUUGUGGUACUAGUAGACUAGUAGCAUAUCUCAGUUCAGUUAAGUUAAUUGGUAGUAGCAAUCGGCCGGAUGAUCGAGCGGUGGUAGUAGUAGCAGCGAUCGAUGCUAAAUCCAGGGAGCAGAUAUACUACUGCUUCCUUUGUUCUUCGUUCAUGUAUAUUUUGCGGUUGAGUGAUUGAGUUCCCUAUAUAUGCAUAUGAAAAUCCUUGGAGUUUCUACUGAA